AUGGACAUGGAUAUAAUUAGUUGGAAUUGCAGAGGCAUCUGUAAUGACACCACAACUAGGGCGUUGAAAGAUUUGAUCUCUCAAAAUCGGCCUCAAAUAGUUUUCCUGUGUGAAACCAAGAUCAGCAGACAACGUGAUUUCAAUGCUUUGCAGUUGGCGCUAGGGUUUGCGCAUGCUGAGACUGUCUUGAGUGAUGGUCAGUCUGGAGGAUUGGCUAUUUUCUGGAAUGACGAUGUGAAGAUCCAGAUGGGUACGUACAACUUCUGCACACCACAUGGAUAUGGUGAUAUUGGGCAAUCCGGAACGGUCGAACGUGACAGAUCAUGGAGGCUGCUUAGAGAAUUGUCUGAUCUUGAUUCUCUUCCUUGGGUGGUGAUCGGCGAUUUUAACGAGAUCCUUAAUAAUGGGGAGAAGUUUGAAGGUCCGGCUAGGGCUGAAAGGCAGAUGCGAGGGUUUCGCGAUGCACUAGGUUAUGGAGACUUGUUGGAUCUCGGAUUUCAGGGUACUGCAUCAACGUGGUGGAAUGCAGAUACAAAACUCCGUCUGGAUCGGGCAGUUUGUACCCCCUCUUGGUGUGACAUCUUUGGUUAUGCUAAACUGAUUCCUGGUAUACAGAUGUCACUGGAGCUCCAUUGUUCAGGGUUGCAAAAAAAAAUUGCUCAUACGAGAAUGGAGCUUGAUAAGUGGCAGAAGCGUACCUUUCGGGCUAGGCAGCAAUCUAUGAUUGGUAUUAGAGCACGACUGGAAGAGCUCAUGGAUAUGAAGAUCGAUGAUGCUGUACAGAGAGAAAAAAAGGACUUUAUGCAUCGUCUGCAGACUCUACUUUCUCAAGAGGAGGCUUUCUGGAAGCAAAGGUCUAAAGUGACUUGGUUGAAGGAAGGUGAUCGCAAUACUGGAUUCUUCCAUAGGAAGGCAGCGAAUAGGAAGAGGAAAAACCUAAUUCAAGGCCUGUAUGAUGAGAAUGGGGUCUGGUGUGAGGAUGAUGAUGGGAUGGAAAGGGUUGUGACCUCGUAUUUUUCUAAAAUGUUUGCAGCUUCUGACCUUGAUUUUGAGGCCAUGGAAACAACAAUUGCUGCCAUCCAACCUUGUGUUUCUCAAGAGAUGAAGGAGCAGUUAUGUUUGCCUUAUUCGGCAGAAGAGAUAAAGUGUGCCUUGUUUCAAAUGUAUCCCACAAAAUCACCUGGUCCGGAUGGUAUGCCACCAUUGUUCUUUCAACAUUAUUGGGAGACUAUUGGUGAGGAGGUGACAGAAGCAGUUCAAAGCUUUCUUCAUACUGGUCAGUUUCUUAAGCAGAUUAAUUUUACACAUAUCUGUCUUAUCCCAAAGGUGAAUAACCCGGAACAUAUGUCUGAUCUUCGACCUAUUGCUUUAUGCAAUGUGAUUUAUAAGCUCUGCUCAAAAGCUAUUGCCAAUAGGUUAAAGAUUCUUUUACCUGCUAUCAUAUCACCAUUUCAGAGUGCUUUUGUUCCAGGCCGUUUAAUUACUGACAAUAUCCUUGUUGCUAAUGAAAUGGCUCAUUUGGUGCAUAAUAAGAGAGAAGGAGCUGAACGGCUCAUGGCUUUGAAAUUGGAUCUUAGUAAAGCAUAUGAUAGAAUGGAGUGGGUGUUCCUAAGAAAGGUGAUGAACCGGUUCGGUUUUCCUCAAAGGUGGAUUGAUAUGGUUAUGGCAUGUGUAACUACUGUUAGGUACUCAUUCUUGGUUCGAGGUAAGCCUAGAGGAAUCGUGGUUCCAUCUCUAGGGUUACGACAAGGAGACCCUUUGUCACCUUAUUUAUUUCUUAUUGGAGCUGAAGGUUUUUCAGCUUUGUUACAACAAAAACAACGGGAAGGUAUGCUUAAUGGCAUUCAAGUGUGUGGAGAAGCCCCCCCGGUGAACCAUUUAUUAUUUGCUGAUGAUAGCAUGUUAUAUGCUAAUGCCUCUUUGGAAGAUUGUUAUCAGAUUCAGGAUGUGAUUGAGACUUAUGGUAGGGCUUCAGGUCAGUUGGUUAACUUUGAUAAAAGUUUUGUGGUGUUCAGCAAGAAUGUAUCUGAGGGGAUGCAGGAGGAGGUAUCCAGUCUCUUGGGAGUGGAGAUAGUUGAGUCUCAUGAGAAAUACUUGGGGCUUCCAACCUAUGUAGGCCGGAAAAAAACAGCAACCUUUCAAUAUAUCAAAGAUAAUUUGGCCAAGAAACUAAAGAAUUGGCAAAGCAAAUUAUUGAGUGGAGCUGGGAAGGAUAUUCUAAUUAGGGUGGUUGCUCAAGCUUUACCAACCUAUGCUAUGAGUGUUUUUCAGCUUACUAAAUGUUUCUUUGAGGACUUGGAGCAAAUGUGUGCAAGGUUUUGGUGGGGGAGCACUCUUGAUAAAAGGAAAAUACAUUGGAAGUCAUGGGAUGCUUUAUGUAACCCUAAAGAAGAAGGAGGCUUAGGGUUCCGCAGUCUUACAGAGUUUAAUUCUGCGAUGCUAGAAAAACAAGCUUGGAGGAUCAUUGAUAAUCCUUCAUCUCUUAUUGCUCGGAUUUAUAAAGCUAAGUAUUAUCCUACAGGAACGUUUUGGACAGCUGAGCCACAUGCUACUCCAUCAUAUUCUUGGAGGAGCAUUUUCUCUACUAGGGAUCUGAUCAUUCAAGGUUCUUACUGGCAGAUUGGUAAUGGAGAGCAGGUAAGGGCGUGUUUGGACCCUUGGGUCCCUGGCCUUCCAAAUUACAUUCCGACGGUACUUCCUGGAAGUGUGAGUCUUAAUUUCAAGGUUAGUGAACUUCUAGUUGAUUCUUCUUCUUGGAACGAAGGUUUGAUUCGAAGAAUGUUUUCUCCUGAUGAGGCGGAAGCUAUAUUGAGAAUUCCUCUAAGUGAUAGGGCAGUAACAGACCGGUGUGUCUGGAGGCUGCAAGGUGACGGGUCAUUUUCUGUUAAAACAGCCUAUAGAUACUUAUUUGGGAUUUCUUCAUCUCGAAGGCCUAGUACUGUACCAGUUCAUGGAGAUUUUUGGAAGAAAAUUUGGAAGGGGGUUAUUCCAACUUCUGCUAAAGUGCAUGUGUGGAGGGUGUGCAACGAUAUCCUUCCUUCACUGGAAAGAUUGGUGUCCAAACAUGUGCCAUUGGAGUCUUAUACAUGUGUGCUGUGUGACAGAUGGUUGAAUUUUUGCGGAAAGAAUCUGUCCAAGCAGGCUUUCGAAGAUCUUAUGUAUUUGCUUUGGAGUAUUUGGAAGGAAAGGAACAAUAGAGUUUGGGACCAGAAAACGUCUCAAGCUUGUGAUGUUGCUUUGAGUUCUAGUACUAGACUAGCAGAAUUUCGGGCUAUUAAUAUGCACAUAAGGGGUACCAGGCAGAGAAUAAGAGUGGUGAACUGGAUUCAUCCCCCAAUGGGGGUCCUGAAGGUCAAUAUUGAUGGCUGUUUCAAUCCUGGCACAAGGCUGGGAGGACUAGGAUUUGUAAUACGUGAUUCUGUGGGAACUUGGAUAGCAGGGGGUGCUAGUCCACUUCGGAAUCUUGUCUCAGCAGAGCAUGCAGAGGCUUUGGCAUGUCAAUCUGCUGUAAAUUUUGUUCUGGAGCAUAACAUGAUGCCGGUGAUCAUUGAAACUGAUUCUUUACUUGUGCAGAGACAAGUUGCUAGCUAG
This is a messenger RNA of Rosa rugosa (rugosa rose), 3591 nucleotides long. RefSeq lists its product as uncharacterized. Gene Ontology annotation, molecular function: RNA-DNA hybrid ribonuclease activity; nucleic acid binding. Bases 1 to 3591 code for a protein of 1196 amino acids. The transcript is spliced from 4 exons. The record is from RefSeq and is a predicted model, not a curated record. NCBI's taxonomy places the organism in Eukaryota, Viridiplantae, Streptophyta, Magnoliopsida, Rosales, Rosaceae.